Messenger RNA from Didymosphaeria variabile, 1134 nucleotides. RefSeq lists its product as uncharacterized. Bases 1 to 1134 code for a protein of 377 amino acids. The record is from RefSeq and is a predicted model, not a curated record. Lineage: Eukaryota; Fungi; Ascomycota; Dothideomycetes; Pleosporales; Didymosphaeriaceae. The transcript has a single exon.
AUGGGUCUUUCUCAAGUCGGUGAAUCAUACGAGAACGACGGAAACUUCUCUGAAAUCAGCCUUCUUGACACCCAGAAGGGCGGUGAUGUCUCACGCCUCGAGAACUUCCGCUGCAGCCACCCUGAUGGUACCUUGACCAGGAGCGGAACGACUGUCAAGGCCAUUGUCGGAGAAGAGCAUCUCGCUCUUGACAGCAACCGGACUUUUCGCAUGAUCUACUCCAAGGGAAGCGGCAACCAGAUCCUCUCUCGUCUGGAGAUGCGCGAGUUCUACGAUGAAGAUGGCAGUUACAUCUGCACCAUCCGUAACAUUGAUGGCAAUGACCCAGCAUUUGGCACUGCCAUGAUCUCGACUGUCAAGCCCAUUGACAACGCCAUUUCCAUUAACUACAAGAUUGUAGUUCCGGGCCCGGUUCGCAAGCAGUACAUAUACUCGCCCAACACCACCACAGUCCAGGAUCAAGCCAAGGGUCUCGUCGAUCUUGCAAAGGUUGGCGACUUGGACACGGACACGGCGCUCGACUUUCAACUCGCUCUCGAAGGCGACAACACCGAGCCCAUGGAUAAACUUGCCCAAUGGGCUGCCGGUGUCCGCGACCAGUACCCCUUGUGGUCCAAGAAUGUCGUGUCGUACUUGCGCAUGGGCGAUUUCCGCGACAAGCGCAUCCACAACGGCACCAACCUCACGGGCGACCACACGUUGCUGGCCUCGGAAUUCGUCCCAUUGAGCAACUACCGCGUGUCGCUCGUCACGUCAGGCAAAAUCUUCGACCUGGCAAUGGCGGGUGGUGCCCAUGAGACGCAUCUCCAAACGCCACUCCUCAUCGACAGCAAGCCCGGUAAUUACUCGCCGUUCCUCCUGGCUUACGGACACAACAUCGUCUUGACCCAGCUGGGUAUUGAUAAGGUGCACAGUGAUUACUCUGGCGUGCCAAUGAAAAUUGCGCCGGGCAGCAGGAUGGAGAAUGGAGCCAAGCCUGUGGUAGACUCGACGAACUUGAAUCGUUCCCUAGCGCUCGUGUCUGCGUUUUUCUACGCGCCGGACGCGCUUCACUCGAUUGUUAACACCACGCCGAAGAUUUUGGCUUUUGGUGGACAGAAGAAAUUCAAGGCUGUACUGCCGUCCCGCACCUAA